Molecule: messenger RNA, 3784 nt
Organism: Diprion similis
Lineage: Eukaryota; Metazoa; Arthropoda; Insecta; Hymenoptera; Diprionidae
Gene: Ntan1
Product: protein N-terminal asparagine amidohydrolase
Exons: 7
Coding region: 843-1775 (310 amino acids)
Biological process (GO): ubiquitin-dependent protein catabolic process
Cellular component (GO): nucleus
Molecular function (GO): protein-N-terminal asparagine amidohydrolase activity
Source: RefSeq, a predicted model, not a curated record
ACGAGGCAACAGAGAACCAAGCCGAGUCCCCAAGUCACAUACUGCACUCGAGUGAUCAUCUAUCCAGGAAUGUAUGGCAUAGUCUGUAAUGAUAGUACAGGAUAUCUGUGGUGAAGUGUAUUAUUCUUUUUCGGUGGUAAAAACGAUAAUCGCAACUUGAUCGACCGAGGGGAGAAAAAAGAGGAUGUCACGUGACCUAUGACCAUAUAUUUAUUCCGAUUGCAACGUGUGCGUCUGAAGACUUGAGGGAAACUUCUGGAAUACCUGAAAACAUUCACAAAGGCCUCGAACGGUGUGAUUAGCAGUUAUUGAUAUAUACAAAGUAAAAUCAGUGAGUGACCAAGGCGGUUUUCAAAACUUUGACUGCCAAUGUCCGUGGAAUUGAACAGUGAUUAGUUUGGCCGGUGUCAAAUUUCGUUUUUGAAAGUCAUACACUUGCAAACUGAUGUACUCGAUCUAUUCAACAUAAGUUUAGAUCCGUUGUACCAGGUGCUUCCAUGUGAAACCUGUCCUAUUAACCCUCCGUGUGAAUAAUUUUUUUUUUUUUUUUUUUUUUACACCUUUUGUCUCUACACUUUUUCGAAGGGUUCUAGGCUUUCAAGAAAUCGAAACAAAUUCAGGGCUUCUUCUUAAGGUGUUAACUACGUUAUGCAAAAGUUCGCAGACUCUAAACUUCGGUAGUAUUGGUAAUAACAAUUGAUAUUCAGAAAACGACUGCUCCCUAAAAGAUCAAGUGCUCACACGGAGGGUUCAUCAGGUUAAAGGUACCUCAGAUUUCGUACCUGAUUCUGUGCUGAAUUUUGAAAGAAUCUCUUCGUCUUCUCGAUAUUGUUGAUUCGAGGAUGGUGUUGGUGGUGAACGGGGUCCUACAGGAGGAGGCUCCGACGGACAGCAGGUCCUUGUACGCUGCUCAUCCGAUCUACAGGGAAACCGCUGCCCAGUUACAGGCGAUACCGCCUAAAUUGAUGGGUCCCGACGGCCUGCUCUACGUUCUUCAGAGAGAAAUGGCAGCCACGUUGCCGCACGACAAAAACGUGAGUAUUCUCGGAUCCGAUGAUGUGACCUCCUGCAUAAUCGUCGUGUUAAGACAUUCUGGAUCAGGCGCCGUGGCGUUGGCCCAUCUUGAUGGAACUGGAACGGAGGACGCGGCUACUGCAAUGAUCCAAAAAGUGACUGAAUUGGCGAUAGGCUUUCCGGAGGGGCGCUUGGAGCUUCAGCUUGUCGGCGGAUAUUCAGAUCCCAGGAACUGCUCGGAGGAUAUUUUUUAUAACAUUCUCUGCGCCUUUCACAAGCAACCGGUCGAAGUUGACCUUACGCUUUGCUGCAUCGGCGAAGUCAACACCACAGUCAGAGGCGGUAUUCACUGGCCAGUUAUUUAUGGCAUUGGCGUUGAUGUUAAAACUGGUGAAAUAUUCCCUGCCAAUUUUCCCGACAAGGGACCUGACCAGGCUCUCAGAAACGCGAGACAGCUUACCGGAGGACAACAGGUGUUGGACAUCUACGACUGUACUCUGGGCCUCUUGAGGAUUGGACCAUUCAAUUACGACCCGCUCCGAGGAGUUGAUCUCUGGCUGUCUCAAACGGAUCAAUUCAUACUACAGCAUUUAUCAAGUACACCUGAAGUUGAACCGCCUCAUUUUGUUUCUGCAAUACGUACGACUCUAAAGUACAUACAGGACAAUCAGUUCCCAGCCGUAACAGUGUUCAGAGAUAAUAGGCCACGUUACUACCGUCGUGAUGAAGUCCACGGUGGCUGGCAGCCGAUGAGAUAUUGAAGAAUUUUAUCCCUCCAACGAUCGAUACUAAUGGGUCGCAUCAACGUUGUGAACAACGCUACGCCCAGUGCCCUACUAAAUGGAUUUUUAGACUUGAACUAAGGAAAAAAGCGAUGCAAAAAAAACUAUAGUUGGGGAAUAUCAUCAAUCCAAUAAAGAGCUGAUAGAUGACGUAUCACCUUAACCGAAACGGUCUGGUAAAUUAAGAUAAAAGCAGAGUAGAAGGAACGGGUCGAUUCAUUCAAGUUCAUCUUGCAAAUAUGCCUGCUAUGUAUGACUAGUGAACGAUAUAGAUUAGUUAAUGUUAUAUAAGGUCAUUUCCAAUACAGUACAAAGACCGUAAAUCGUAAAAACAAGAAAAAGUCUGAAAGACAUAUUCGACAUUUUUGAAACCACUGUACGAGUGGUCUUUUGGGCAAAUUUUCCAGUCUUCGUGCUGAAUUGGUUAUUAGUAAAUUACCAUUAAUUUCAAAACGGCGCAGAAAAAAAUUUUUAUACGUUAUAUUUUAUAUUUCAAAGUUACUAUACUAUUACACAUUAUAAUAUUGUGAUGUUGAUCCAGAGUGUGUUAUUGGUCAAUACGUGAUUGUUAAGAGUCUUUUAUGCAUAUGUGUAUGUACCUAUGGGCGGUGAAAAAAAAAGUUUAUCUCUAUUGGAGGUCACGUAAGUUGUUGAUUCGUGAUGUAUAUUGUUUUUCUGUUCCUUUAUUCUAUUUUUUCUAUUUCUUAAUUAAAAAUUGUUGAAUAAUUUAAAAACCAUAAUUAUAAUUAUGAUAUUGAUAAUACCUUGGGGCCAUAACACAUUAUGCCAUGCCAUGUAAAACUAAAAGAAACAAAAACAAAAAAAAAGCAACUGCUGUAAAUAAUUAUUAAUCGAUUAAUAUCAAUAUAUUAUCGUGCGAAUAAUGCUUAACUUUUUUAAGUGAGUUCAACGUAGAAACCUUGAUUGGAAAUCAGAAACUGAGAAUGGUAUUUCAGACAAAGCGACCGUCCAAAAUUUCUAGUUUAACAUACAUAAAUUUCUCUCAGUCUCGAUAUUUUCCCAAUUGUUGGUUCAAUGAAAUCGGAGAGAUAAAAUAAAAAAUUCCGUGUUCUGCAUUUCGAAAGUUUCGAAACUUAUAAGUUGAUUUCAACACGGCUAUGGUGUAUUACUUUUUGACCGACUGCAAUUCAGCCUUAAAGCAGAUUUUUCUUGAAUUAUGAGAUACGAAGGUAUAUACGAAGAAAUAUGUAGAGUGUAUUUGUCCAAAAUCGACAUAUUUAAUAAAAUUGAGGAGAAGAAUGACACUAACUUUAAUUUAGUACAAACGUGAAAAUAUAAAUUUGACUGAAAAUAUGUAUAGGUGGUGUUUGAUGGUGGUGAGAAAUCAAUAUAGUUCAGGACACAAAUGACAUUUAUGUGCUUACAUGUAAUUCUGUAAUCGCAGUUUUUCAAUAAUCAUCCAAUUUCUGAAUGCCCUUUUCUUUAAUCUAUGCACGAUAGAACAAUGCAGCACGACGAACAGAUACUCUGUAUUCUAAAAGUCGUGAUUGACUUCAAGAAUGUUAUAUAAUAAAGAUUUGCUGAUUGUAACUUGAAGAGAACACAUUUAAUUAAUAUUGACGUCAUUAAUGGUACGAGUAAACGACUGAAAGAGUGGGUGAAUUUUAGAAAUUUAAAUCUUCACAACAAAUUUUUCAAUUUGAUUAGGGUGUUUCAUUCAAAAGUACGUACAUCAAGCUUCAUUUGUACACUUUCUUUUGAUUAUAUUGUUGAUAAAAAGCAUUAUUAUUAAAAAUAACGCCAAAUAUUUUGUUCGUGAUGUGUUUUUUGGUGCCCACGCUAUCUUAAAAACAGGACAACCGAUUUAUUUUAAAUUCGGAGAAUGUAUUCUUGGAUGAUUCAGUCUUUCUGCCACAAUCUGAAGCUUUGUCUACAACUAUCAUAAAUUUUGGUGGAUAUUUUUCUAGAAAAGUUUUAAAUUACGGACGAAAAAUCGAAUCUCCCUUUAGAUGGUCGCCAUAUUAUUG